UCCACGAGUAGUGGGCUGCGGAAUUUUGUUUUGUUUUUUUUUUCUCCCCAUCCCAUCCCGGCCCUGACGCCGCCGCACGACGGCCGGCCGCGGCCGCCGCCGGGGAGGUCGCCGCCGAUGAGCCCCACCGCGCCGUCGCGUACGGGUCGUGCUCUCGCCCUUCUCCCUGUCCUGGUGCUGCUGCUCCUCGUCUGCUCGCCAGCCGCGUCAGCUGGUACGGGACAAUCGCCACCCCACCGCGACUCUUCUUCCGAUCUCGGAGAACAGAAAGGUGUAUGUGUUUCGCCUGGUGGACGAUUCCCUGCCUUCUCAUCUGAAGGUAAGCGUCCUGGAAGAGCAGCUAAGGGGCGCAGAGAUCUGGCACUAUGUAGAGUAUUCCGGCAGAACACGUGUUGCGAUGUGUCCCAGACAUUUUCUGCCCUGCUCUCAGUGAGAAAGCUUGCAUCGACUGGUGAAGGUAGUCAAGAAUGCCUUCAUCUGUGGGAACUGCUCGAGUGUUCGAUUUGUGAUCCACGGGUGGGUGUUAGGCCUGGACCUCCAGUUAUAUGUGCAUCAUUCUGUGACAUGGUUUUCAAAGCUUGCUCAGAGGCGUACUUCGCUAUCGAUGUGAAAACACAGGCAUUGUCUCCAUGUGGUUUAGGUGACAUCCUUUGUGGCAAAGCACAUAAAUGGGUCUCUAAUGGCACAGAGCUAUGUCGCUCUGCUGGUUUCUCUGUGCAAGCUUUGGAGACCACCUCGGGUGGAGUGGAUGACACUUUCUGCUAUGGUGGGAAAGCAAGUUUUGAUGCCAUCUCUAGUUCAUGGACAUCUUCAAAAGAGCGUCCAGUAUUAAGUGAUGUGGCCUCUUGGAAUCUUGAAGAUUUUCGCAGAUGGGCAAGAGAAAUGCCUGCUAGUGAAAGAGUUUCAUGGGCAAUUGGAGGAAUGGUUCUUACAGCAGGCCUUAUAUUUAUCAGUUUGUGCAGUAAACGGAAGAGCUACAUUCCUGGCCAAAAGCAAGCUGCUAUCGCCCGCAAUGUGAGAAAGCUGGAAUCAAGAGUUAACCCACAGCAGCUUAGGCGAAAUUAGGAAUGCGUAGGUAGCAUGGAUUCCUAUUUCCACCACUUUGUGAUUCUUAUAUUUGAAUCUGCAAUGAAUUUACUGUUGAAGAUGUCCUCUACACUGGUGGUCAGAUAGAUGGAUGGCGUCACUGGUUACAACCUCCUUUGUCAUCCUUGCGUAGAAGAGCAGAAGAGAUCUAUUAAUUCUUGUUCAGGUUAUUUCUGUCUGCAGGAUUUAUAGAUUUGCUUGAACAUAUGUAUAUAGUUUUGGAAUGGAAUCUUCAGAGAUUUUCUUCAUACUCCUUCAGUAACUCUUGCAUUCUGUCUAUUUUUAAUCAGCACGAGUUAAAGCACUCGUUCAAAUAUGUUUUGCUCCAGAUAGCCCUUAAAAGAAA
Messenger RNA from Oryza sativa Japonica Group (Japanese rice), 1432 nucleotides. Its product is annotated as folate-binding protein 1. NCBI's taxonomy places the organism in Eukaryota, Viridiplantae, Streptophyta, Magnoliopsida, Poales, Poaceae. The record is from RefSeq and is a predicted model, not a curated record.